AUGCAUCAUUUGUAUCCACUGGCCAAGGGCGACCCAAUGUGCCCGCUGGGGUUCCACCCGCAGGUACGGUGGCCGACGCGCUGCAAGCGUUGUUUCCGCGACUACAAGGAGCAUGGCGGCGGCCGCAAACGAGAAGAAGACUUUGCUGCUUCGACACCUAGCCUCUCCACUUGGAGCUCGCCAGCCUCACGGAGCCGCGAGGAAAAUGUUGCGGGUGCUGAAGAUAAGGCGAAUCGCGGCUGGGCUUCCACAACAAAUCUUAAUUCAAUUGACACGCCUAAGAAAGACAUAUCCACUUCAGGGUUGAACAAAACCAAUACAUCAUGGACGUCGACGCCGGACCUGGCAAACGAUGACUGCACAACUGCGGUCACCGUGAGCCUUAAGUUACCCAAACGACGGUCCACGGGUCCAAUACCCUCCUUGGAUACUGGUCAGAAUGUUACAGACACUGUGUCAAUACGUCGACCAUCGCCGUCCCCGCCGCCGCCAGCCAUCGCCACGAUCACAAUCAACAAGAAUGACUCACUGGCAGAACGUGUUCGAAAGAUGCAGCUAAUAAAAACUCAGAAUAGUUUUGAAAAGGAGUCUAGUUUAGAAAAGGAAAGAGAAAAGAGAAGUACUUCUAGAAGUAAAGAAGAAGAAAAGCCAGUUAAACUAAAAGAUGAACGAACAUCCACCAAAGACGAUGUAAAUUUUUUAAUCCAGGUAAAAAAUUCUCGUAAUCUAUCAGCUACCUCAAAGCCUCCUGUAAGGGGGGGACCGUCACGAGAUAAAGAUGAAAUAUCUGACGAUGAUGCAAGCACUGCCGGGACGGUAACGACGGAUACCACGCUCGUUGAUGCUAAUAUUAAAGACUAUCAGGACCAAAUAGAAAGUCUAAAACAAGAAGUGGAUACGCUUAAAAGGAGAUGCGAACGAGUUGAAAAAGAAAAAAGUGAUAUUCUGCUUAGAAGGCUGGCAAAUAUUGACACGGCAAAUAAAUACACUACGGGACGAUCUUCUGAAGUUUUAAAAUUACAACAAAAAGUUAAUGAGCUAACAACACAAAAUGAAGACUUAAGAGACGAGAAGAAACAUCUAACACUUAGAGUGAAAGAGAUUGAAGCAGAACUUGAGUCACGGCCGUCAGUGGAAGCUCAAGCAAAACAAAUCGAGCAGUUAAGAGCAAAACUCUUGGCGGCGGAAACAUUAUGCGAAGAGCUUAUGGAUGAAAAUGAGGAUAUGAAAAAAGAAUUGAGAGAUCUUGAAGAGGAAAUAGAAGAAAUGCAAGAUAAUUUUAGAGAGGAUCAAGCAGAUGAAUAUUCUUCCUUGAGAAGAGAAUUAGAACAAACAAUAAAGAACUGUAGAGUUUUAUCUUUUAAGUUAAAAAAGACUGAAAGAAAAGCUGAACAGCUUGAAAUUGAAAAGGCUGAACAAGAAAAGAAACUGCUGGAGUUAGUUGGUGGUCAAGAAGGAAUGCAGCGUGAAAACCGAAUUAAGGAAUUGGAACAAGAAGUGGCUCGCUCAACAGAGGUGUCGCUGCGAUUACAACGCGACCUGGCGGAAGCUAAUGCAAAACUUGCGGCCGUUUCUGGUGCUCCUCCAGCUAAUUUAAAGAAACACACACCACCCGCUGACGGUCAAAAGGUUUCACGGUCGUCAUUAACUCGAGGUGGUAGCCAGGAGGACCCAGCUCAGUUACUUCGAGAUCUACAAGACUCAUUGGAGCGCGAGGCUGAUUUGCGAGAACAAUUGCGCAACGCUGAAGAAGAGGCAAAUAACUUGCGUAAAACUGCAUCAAGGGUUGAGGACGACAAUGAGUCCUUACUUCUACAGCUGAAGAAAAUGGCUACCAAAGCCAGAAGUCGUAAACUUUCACCAACACCUCCGAAUAACAGGCUUGCUAUUGAAGCACCUAACGAAAAAGAUGAAGGAAUAUCAGACGAAGAAGACCCUGCGGAAUUACGACUCUUGCUGGAACUUAAUGAACAGGAAUCAGCGGUCUUGCGGCGUAAAGUUGAGAAAUUAGAACAAGAUAGAGAUUCCUUAACGAAACAAGUUAAGGAGCUAACGGAUAAAAUCUCAAAUAUUAAUACUAAGCAAAAUACUACUUCAAGCACAGGUUUUCGACGAAAUACUGGAAAAACUAACAAUUUAGCCGAAGAAAAAGUAAAAGUUCUAGAAGAUGAGAUAGCGGAACUGAGAAAAAAAUUAAUCGAAAAAGAAAGAGACUGUGAAAGGUUACACGCAGAACUUAGUCUAGCCCAAAAAAAACCAAAAGCAUCACUUAUAAAAAGCAAGUCACUUGAUGCAGCAAGCGAAUUACAAAAUGUGGAUUUAAAAAGACAACUACAAGUAAUAGAACAGGAAGCAAAUGUUUUAAGAGCUAAAACGCAAAGCCUUGAAGCAGAUAAUGAAAAACUACAAGCAGAAAAUAAAAGAUUACAGCUCUUGAAAAACGCUAAAACUUUAAAGUCUGAUAAAAACUUAGAACAAUCUUCUAUUAAGGCAAGCCAGUUAGAAAAUGAAUUAAAGGAAGCAUUGGCAAAAAUCAAGGAUUUAGAAAGUAUGAAAGACAAAGACGACAAAAUUGAAAAGAAAGUAAGAUUUGGGAGCGAUGUGAACAAAAAAGAGACUGAAAGCUUAAAACUAAAACAAGAAGAACUAGAUAAAUUAAAACUCAACUAUAGUAAGCUAGAAAAAGAAAAGACAAAACUUCAAAUGACUCUAAAAGAAUUGAAAGAAGAUGCAAUUAAAACGUUCAAGCCAAGGAAUCCAAAAAAGCCUACGGAUCAAACUACUAAACUGCAAAUGAAAAAAAUGGUAGAAGAAUUAGAAAACGAAAUUGGAGAAAUGUAUAUUAUAAUGAAGAAUGCUGGCCUCUCAGGUGAAGAUAUUAAUGCCAAAAUCCAAAUUGAAAAGGAUAUAGAAGAAUUAAAAUCAAAACUAUCAAGAAAUGAAAAUGAAUUCAAGAAUGAAAAAAAUCGCUUACAAACAGAAAUCGCAAAGUUAAAGGAUAUAAAUAUAAAAUUAGAAGCAGACAAAAUUUCUUAUCUGGAAAAAUGUAAGAAGUUAGAAGUUGAAGUCAACACUGGUAUAUCAGAAUGCAAAAUACUAAAGGAUGAAAAGAAAAAUUUAGAAACUCAAAUAUCUAAGCUAAAUGCGGAUCUCGAAAAAACUUCAACGCAACUAACUGCAAUGUCUGACUGUAAGAAAAAAAUUGAACAACUCAAAAAAGAAAUGGACGAUAAAGAUAAGGAAAUUGAUAAGUUAAAAAAGCAAAUAGAAAAUAUAAAUAAAUUGGAAAACGAUAAAAAUAAGUUAUUGAAAGAGGUCGGUGAUAAAACAAAAAAGAUUAUUGAUUUAGAAAAGAAACUUAAGGAUACAGAAGAAAAAUGCAAACGAAGUGAAAAGUUGCUGUCUGUUCAAAAAGAUCGUGUUGCCAAAUUACAAAAAGAGCUGACAGAAGAGAAACAGCAAGCAGAGGCUCUUAUUAAUUCUCGCAGACGUUCUUCUAUCGAAUUCACAAGCGAAAAAGACGAACUACAAACAAAACUAAUUAAAUCAGAAAGUAAAGUGAUUUAUCUAGAAACGGAUUUAAAAGAUUUGAAAAAUGAAUACGAAAAUAAAAUCGUAAUUCUGGAGUCAACUAUUGCAGCGAAAGAUACCCAUAUUAAGCAACUGGAAGAUACUUUACGAGAAACAUCUAAUAAAAAAUACGACGAUACAGUUUCCUCGGCAGAAUUGUCACAAAUAAGGGAAAAAUAUGAAACAACAAAUAAAGAACUUCAAGAGAAAGAAAAAGAUUUAGAAAGGGCUAAAGAAAAGAUAAGUAAUAUGGAAAAGGAAAUUUCUAAUUUACAUACAGAGGCAACACGUCUUAAGUCAGAGGUAGCUAAAUUUGAAAGUGAACGUAAAGAAUUUGAAAACAAACUCCAAACCGAAAAGAAGGAAUCUAAUUAUUGGGAAAAGAAAACAUCUGAACUCGAAAAUGAUUUACAGGCCGAGCGGAAAAAAAUUGAUCGAAUAAGAACUAAUCACGAUAAAGAUGUUAAAAACAAAGAAGCUGAAUUGGCAACUCUUAAAGGCAAAUUGAAAGUAUUAGAACAAACUUCUGGGGCUGGAGCUAAAAGGAUAGCUGAUCUCAAGCAAGAACACGAGGAAAGCGUUAAAAAAUUGGAACAUUCAUUGGCUGUGGAGAAGGCAGAGUACGAAGAGUUGACGAGUAAAUAUGAAUUACUAGAAGAGGAACACGUUGUAACUAAAGCUAGACUCACGGUGGAAAAGGAACAAGCACAAGGGGAACUACUGCACGUAAGAAAAGAGUUAAAUACAACACUAGCUGAAAUGAAAUCACUACAAGAAAAAUUAGAUUCACAAACUUCGAUUUGGAAUAAAGAAAAAUCGGAAUUACAGAUUGAAAUAUCAUCGCUGCAAGAACGAUUGUGUGGUGGUGGCUGGGAAGUCGAACGGGCGCGGCUGAACGCCCGUCUAGAACAGCGCGAGCGCGAGCUCCGAGAUGCACAUGACCAGCAUGAUGUGCUCUCGCAUCAUCACGACCUCACAAAGAAAGAGUUGGAGGAAGCACGUAAGAAACUUGAAGAUUACGAAAAAGUGAGCAAAGUACAUAGGAACUUGUCGGCAGACAACGUAGAAUUAGAACGUGAAUUGGCGGCAAUGAAUUCUCGACUCGAGCAGGCUGACAAGGCGAGAAAAUCAGAACUCGCAGACACUAAAAUGAGAUACGAGGGACAAAUGAAUACGAUGCGCGAGGAACUGAAGUCAUUACACAAUCAGGUAUCUCGGUUCAGAAGAGAACGCGAUAACUACAAACAAAUGUUAGAAGCGGCUCAAAAAACAAUGGAAGAAUUAAAAACAAGUGGUAAAAGGACACAAAGGGCGUCCAUAUCAAGUACCGACGAGGAAGAGUACAAAAACAAAGUGGCAGUUCUAGAACAACAAAUGGCUUGUCUUGAAGAUGAACUAUGCGAGGCCCGAUUGUUAUCAUCAAAGCUCAACACCGAACUUGUUAGUGAGCGAUCACAAGCAGAGGUUCGUCUAGCAGAAAUGCAAUCCAGGCUCAACGAAUACGAGGAAGAACGGCUAAUGUCGUCAGGAAGGGCGCGGGUAGCUGGUUUGGCGACGAGAAUGGAGCUAGCGUGGCACAAGGAGCGCGACGAACAGCAACGUCUACUGCAGGAGACUUCUACACUCGCCCGCGAUUUGCGCCAGACACUUUUCGAGGUUGAGCGUGAAAGAGAUAAGGAGAGGCUGGAUAUGAAGAGAAGAAUAGAACAAUUGAAGCGAACGACAGAAGAAGAGAUUGAAGAGGCCAAGAAAAAGGUGACAGAGCUACAGUGCGAUCUUCUUGAGUUGCGCGAUGCGCACGCGAAGCUUCGCACGGCCAACGAGAAGCUGCGCCGCGACAAGGAGCGCCACGACCGCGACCGCGACCAGAACAAACUUCUAGUCGCAUCGCUUAAACGCGCGCAACAGGAAGACGAUAGAGUCAUAAACCAACUGCUGGAAACAAUUGAGGACCUUAUGAAGCAAAGUCCCGACUUAUUCCGCAGCGAGCCGUCCACCAAACCAGAGAAAACACUUAUGACUCCGACACCUCCCAGGCGUAACAGAUCAUCGAAGUCGCGGUCGCGUUCGGCGACGCCCGAGAGCGCGGAGGCGAGCAGCGCGGCGAGCGCGGCGGCCACCGCGGCGCGCCUGCGCCGCCUCACCCACGAGCUGCGCGCCUCGCGCAUCGCCGAGCGCACGCGCCGCCAGCAGGCCGCCGGGGUGCGACGAGGUAUGACUGGAGAGCCGCGGGAUGCGAUGUCAGUGACUCCAGCCACACGAACUCCUUCACGGACAUCCUCUCUCAAAAAACGCUCUAUAUCUCUCGAACAGACUACGAAAGAACAGAGCACCAUAUGGAUGUCGGUGGAUGAGGGUAGCGUAUCAUCUAUGCAAUCUUUAGAUGGGGAUCCAGAUUCACGUCAUUUCACGUUGCCUCGAGACUCCAGUCUCGAUAGUCGUCUAUCGGGCGGUUCCGCACAGAGCGAUGUAUUGCCAACGGAAAAAAAGAAAAAGAAAAGCAUCUUCGGAAAAUUAAAGAAACUAACAAAAUCUCGUUCCGUAGACGACCACGUCGAGAACGCAGAGGUUGUGGACUUUAGAUCCAUUGGCACUGUAUCACAGGGUUCCGACUCAGACAUGAGCGCAGCAGGAAGCAAACGAGAUUUACGGGGCCGAAUAUCAGAUAUGUUUAGUAGAAAAGGACAAGUAUCCCGCGCUAGCAGCAAGGAGCAGAGUCCGGAGCGCGGCGGGUCGGCCGCCAGCACGGGCAGCACGGUGCGCGCCGCCCCCACCCCCGCCACACCGAAAGAAACACGCGGUCCGCGGGCGUCAAGCGCAACACCGGGCACCAAAAGGAAAGGGAAAUAA
Parnassius mnemosyne (clouded apollo) is the source of this 6420-nucleotide messenger RNA. Lineage: Eukaryota; Metazoa; Arthropoda; Insecta; Lepidoptera; Papilionidae. The record is from the annotation of a GenBank genome assembly.